Homarus americanus (American lobster) is the source of this 2123-nucleotide messenger RNA. RefSeq names its product SET domain-containing protein SmydA-8-like. Gene Ontology annotation, molecular function: protein binding. Bases 298 to 1854 code for a protein of 518 amino acids. The record is from RefSeq and is a predicted model, not a curated record. Lineage: Eukaryota; Metazoa; Arthropoda; Malacostraca; Decapoda; Nephropidae. The transcript has 4 exons.
GAUAUAAGGUGUAUCAGGUAUAAUUAUCAGAAUAAAAUCAAGUUUGUUAUUUUAGUGAUAGGUGGCGGCGUGUGGCAACUUUCCCGGGUUAUAUUUUUGGUGGUGCCGCGGCGUGAGGCUGACAGAGUGAACAGCUUACAGUAUAGUCUCCCUCACCCUCCUUCAUUAUACCAGUGCUUGUUAAUACACCCAGGUCGUGUCGUUGUAUCCAGGGUACACCACUACACCUUAAGGACCUCAGUACUACGGCCAGGAAAUACUACUAUAAAGGCAUACCGAGACUCGUGCCGGCAAGUGAUGGCGGGAAGCAGGACGUGCGGUCAAUGCGGGGCCGAGGCCAGCCUGCGGUGCGGAGGUUGCAGCAACGUACACUACUGCAGCAGGGAGCACCAGCGGCAACACUGGCCUAAGCACAAGGACGAGUGUUGGCCAGUCGCUCAAGCUAAGGACCCACAGUCUGGCAGGUACUUGGUGGCGACACGUGACCUGAAGGAAGGUCAACUGGUGAUGCGGGAGAAACCACUGAUACUUGGCCCCCAGGCGGAGUCAUUCCCCGUGUGUCUGGGGUGCCACUCCUUCAUCACCACCGACGACCACCCCCGCUGCCCCAGCUGCACUUGGCCACUCUGCUCCCUCUCCUGUGCCGGCACCGCCCUCCACCAGGCUGAGUGCAGCGCCCUGGCCACCGACACCAGGAAAAUCGGUCCUCCUACUAGUUUGAUCAGGACCCCCCGUUAUGACAUCAUCCUGAUGCUGCGAUGUUUACUCCUUCGCUCGUCAAACCCGGCAGGCUGGGAGCUGAUCAAGGGCAUGGACAGCCACGCAGAGCUUCGUGAAAAGGACGAGGAACCUCACCACGUCGCAGCUAUCAAGUACUUCACUGAGGUUCUUGAUGUUGACUGUGACGUGGACACAGCGCGCCAGGUACACGGUGCCAUCAUCACUAACGCUAUCAACACUUAUGGCGCUCAGGGGGAGAGUCUCCGUGGCCUUUACCCGACUCUGUAUCUGAUGAACCAUUCGUGUUUACCAAACGUGACUCUUCGCUCAGAUAUCGACCGGACACUGUUCGUGCGUACGGCUGUACCUAUCAAGAAGGGGGAACCAAUACUCUUCAGUUACCUGCCUCCUACUGACCCCGUCUGGCGUCGCCAAGCUGACCUACACAGCAUCUACUACUUUAAGUGUGCUUGUGUACGGUGUAAAGACCCGACCGAGCUGGGCACAUAUUUCUCCAACCCGCGGUGCCACAACUGCUGCGAGGGGUUCCUGGAACCUUAUGAGGGUCCUGGAGCUCCGUGGUCCUGCCCGGGCUGUGGAGAAACACGCCCGGAGGCAGACAUUGUACAAGAAGCAGAAGAUUACGUGAAGGAGUUGGCGGAUAAGUGUACGUCAUUCACCGAAAUAUGCAAAGUAUUGGACAGGAUCACCAACACUUACCACGUUAACCACUUCACGUGGUUGACGGCGGUGCAGUUGGCGAUGUCGACGCUGUCAAAGGAACACACGAUGCAAUCCCUCAUGUUGCGACGGGACUUGUGGCGCCGCCUGAUCCACCUGUACCAGCGGCUGGAGCCCGGGUCUACCAGGAGACGAGGUGUGUCGCUGUACAACUCGGCUGUGGUGGAGAGGGACGCGGCCGUGUUGCACCUGGCGGCGUCUGGGUCGAGGAAGCCGUCGGAAGAAUACGAGAACGGCCUCACCCGGGCCGUCCGGAUGCUCGACACUGCGAUACCCAUUCUCGAGCUGGAGCCUCCGAACUCAACGGAAUUACGCUGGGCCCUCAACGCUAAAGCAGACAAGGAUUCCAUCUUCGAUCUCAUUGGCGGAGGACAUCCAGAUCCCAGCCAAUGAGACGACAUCUUCGAUAUCAUUGGCGGAGGACAUCCUGGUCCCAGCCAAUGAGACGACAUCUUGGAUAUCAUUGGCGGAGGAUAUCCAGAUCCCAGCCAAUGAGACGAAGAAACACAAUAUAACAAAAUGGCUUCUUUCUGUGUGGGAGACUCAAGAGCUUCCAUAACUCUAGGUCUUGUGUGUAGUCGAGUCUCUGUGAGGUCCCGGUACACCUGUGAACCGUACCGGGAGUGUAGAUGUGUGUGGUUGAAUAAAUUGCUGAUAUUCUC